AAGACAGUCAUUAUUUUAAAAUGCGUGUCGUUCCUUGGCCAUUUUUCUUAUUACUAAUAAUUGUAUCUGUAAUUGGCUCGGAAGGUUAUGCCAAUAAAGAAGCAGAGCCUUGUUCUAACGAAUAUGUAGUGGUGAUGGCGGAAAAUUCCAAAGAAAGGAUGAAACCGAGAAUUUUUGGAACAGGUACUUUAUUUUCUGAGUAUUUUGGUACAGGAGCGGCUUUGGGGUUCAAGGUAGGCGAAAUGCUGAAAAAUCUCAUGGAAGAUAAAAAGGAACAGAAAGAAGAACCAAUAUAUAUUGUAUAUGCUCCACAACCGCCUCCCCCAAAGCCACCAGUGAUUGUUAAUCAAAAUAAGUUUCAUUAUUCCGAAACUAUCAAAGAAACUAACAAUUUUAACAUAAAUGUUCAGACUUUCGAUACUAAUAUUCACAAUUAUCAUGUGGAUGAAACUGUGAGAAAUAGAUCCUCUUCCAAUGCAAGAUAUAAUACUAACGUUGUGAAGAAUAUUGGUGAAAUAUUUAGUACUGAAACUGCACGAAGUACUCAAAUUGGUGCCCUCGUGCCGAUCAUCGAUUGGACAAAAUUAUUACCGCCAUCAAAAAAUGAGGCACCAAACAAAGCCACAACAAUAUUUGUGUUUAGACUAAAAGAAAGCAUCUUUGAUAUGAUACCAACCAUUAAAUUGGUGAAACUGCCUGUGCCUAGAUACCGAACACGUGUGUCAUCAUGGCCAUCGAAUUGGCCUUCGUCACAGAACAAGCGAGGAAAAAAUCUACAUUGCAAAAACUUCACUAGUUUCGAUUUUGGGGUAGCAUCGAAGAAAAAUGCUAUUUUUACAGAUAGCAAAGGAACGCCAUUGGAAUUGAAAUGUUUCGCCGAUCAGAAAGGUGAUGGGGGAGACUUUAACAAUUGCGGUGCGCCAGAGAAUGGGCCGCUUUUAUGCGGCGACCUUCAAGUGGGAAUACUGACUGGUGAAAAUAAUUGUCAGAAGUCUAGAGGAAGCGGAGGUCACAAAUCACUUGACUAUGUUCCAAUGGAAUCGAUUUUCGAUUUUGUUGUGGAUUUCAUGGAAGGCGAAAACGCAAUCAAUACAACAAUAACUAUUGAAACUUCUACCGGAGUCGAUAUCCAACUAUAUUCUAAUGUAUUUUUGAUUGUGUCAAUGAUUGUAUUUUGGAUUUUGUAAUAAAGGUUUUCA
Molecule: messenger RNA, 1199 nt
Organism: Ceutorhynchus assimilis (cabbage seed weevil)
Lineage: Eukaryota; Metazoa; Arthropoda; Insecta; Coleoptera; Curculionidae
Source: the annotation of a GenBank genome assembly